Molecule: messenger RNA, 1887 nt
Organism: Phyllostomus hastatus (greater spear-nosed bat)
Lineage: Eukaryota; Metazoa; Chordata; Mammalia; Chiroptera; Phyllostomidae
Gene: TSSK6
Product: testis specific serine kinase 6
Exons: 1
Coding region: 621-1442 (273 amino acids)
Biological process (GO): microtubule cytoskeleton organization; protein phosphorylation; intracellular signal transduction
Cellular component (GO): cytoplasm
Molecular function (GO): tau-protein kinase activity; protein serine/threonine kinase activity; ATP binding
Source: RefSeq, a predicted model, not a curated record
CAAGAUGGGGCGUGGCUCAGUCGGUACGGACUUCUGGACGCCGUCGGGUCACCCGGGUCCUUGUAUCAAACGACCUCCCAUUCACCUUCUCCCUGAGGCGGUGUGCAGGGCAAUCAAACUGCCGAGGGAGCCGUUUCACCGAGCUAAGCCCCCUUAUUCGUUUUCUCCCCCUCCGGGUUUGUGCGGGCUGGGUACAAGAAGUUGGGUGGGGGCUGCUGCUGCUUGUAUUUGGACUUGCGAGGAGCCAUCCCAACCCCAGGCACGGAUUCUGCUCCUCGGUAGUGGUAGGGAGCCCUUCCUUGUUAGUAGCCUCUCAUCGGGAACUGGACCAUUCAGAGCGAUUAUGAGUCACAAAGCCCUAACGCCUUGGGGGGCUUCCUUCCUUAGGCGGGGUGACGGCCGCGGGGCCCCCACCCCGAGGUGAGGUGACGCCCGUGGUCACUUCACAAGGCAGAAAUUGUUACCUGGGCAAUAAAAGGCACCGCGGCGGAGGGGGCCGAGGAGUGGGCACAUGGGGGUGCAGGUGUGCAGGUGCCAAGCACCAUGGGUUAGGCCCGAGAUUGGAGUCCGGCCGCCCCUCGACAGCAGCCGCCUCCUGCUCCCCGCGCGCCCUAGGCGCCAUGUCGGGCGACAAACUCCUGAGCGAGCUCGGCUAUAAACUGGGCCGCACAAUAGGUGAGGGAAGUUACUCCAAGGUGAAGGUGGCCACAUCGAAGAAGUACAAGGGCACGGUGGCCAUUAAGGUGGUGGACCGGCGGCGCGCACCGCCAGACUUCGUCAACAAGUUCCUGCCGCGCGAGCUGUCCAUCCUUCGAGGCGUGCGGCACCCGCACAUUGUGCACGUCUUCGAGUUCAUCGAGGUGUGCAACGGGAAGCUGUACAUCGUGAUGGAGGCAGCCGCCACCGACCUGCUGCAGGCCGUGCAGCGCAACGGGCGCAUCCCCGGGGGGCAGGCGCGCGACCUCUUCGCACAGAUAGCCGGUGCCGUGCGCUACUUGCACGACCACCACCUGGUGCACCGCGACCUCAAGUGCGAAAACGUGUUGCUGAGCCCUGACGAGCGCCGCGUCAAGCUCACCGACUUUGGCUUUGGCCGCCAGGCCCAUGGCUACCCUGACCUGAGCACCACCUACUGUGGCUCGGCAGCCUACGCAUCGCCUGAGGUUCUCCUGGGCAUCCCCUAUGACCCCAAGAAGUACGAUGUGUGGAGCCUAGGCGUCGUGCUCUACGUCAUGGUCACCGGAUGCAUGCCCUUCGACGACUCAGACAUCGCUGGCCUGCCAAGGCGCCAGAAGCGCGGCGUCCUCUACCCCAACGGCCUCGAGCUGUCUGAGCGCUGCAAGGCCCUGAUUACGGAAUUGCUGCAGUUCAGCCCGUCGGCCAGACCUUCGGCGGGCCAGGUAGUGCGCAACGGCUGGCUGCGCGCUGGAGACUCCGGUUAAAAGCCGGGGUUCCCCCCUCCCAAUUCCCGUCUCCCCAAGCACUGCGCAAGCGCGGCGCAGACGCUCUGUUUCCAGAGUCCUGUGAAGCCGCCAUGCGCCAAUCAUCCUUUCCCCGUUUUCCUCUUCCUCGACCGCGAGACCGUGAUCGCCCCGGUUUCGAGUAUAGUUCCUCCUGCGCGAUUUGAAGAGCGGGAGAGCGCAUGCGCAUCCUCGAUUCCCUGCAAAAAAGCCCCGGGAAGGGGCGGGACCACAGGAUGCAGAAGCAUUGCGCCUGCGCGGAAUGAGCGGCGGUUGUGCUGCCGGAGGUGGCUGCCUUGAGCAGCUGCCUGCGAGGGCAAGCACCGGGAAUGCGUCGGUUCUCGGCUUGUGGCUGAGGCGGUCGCGGGACGGCGCCCUCAGGGCGCCACCCUGGUUGUAACUUGCAAUAAACUCGCUCUGUGUCGCA